AUGGCUAGAACAAAAAGGACCCGACGAACAACUCAACCUUCUCAAUUGGCAGCUUCUGCUACUCCUUUGAAUCAACCAUUCACAACUCUUUCGACCCAACCAUCCACAACUACUUCCACAACUUCUUCGACUCAACCAUCCACUACACCUUUGAUGCAACCAUCUAUUAAUUUACU
Molecule: messenger RNA, 176 nt
Organism: Ambispora leptoticha
Lineage: Eukaryota; Fungi; Glomeromycota; Glomeromycetes; Archaeosporales; Ambisporaceae
Source: the annotation of a GenBank genome assembly